AUGGUCAAGGAAACGAAGUUCUACGACACCCUCGGGGUCCCUCCCACUGCUACCGAGGCUCAGCUCAAGACCGCCUAUAAGAAGGGUGCUCUUAAGUACCACCCUGCUGACAUACCUUCGUCACAUGAAGACAAGAACACCAACAACCCCGAUGCCGCAGAGAAGUUCAAGGAACUGUCGCACGCCUACGAGACUCUUUCCGACCCCGAGAAGCGUCAGCUAUAUGAUCAGCUCGGUGAGGAAGGCCUGGAGCAUGGCGGCGGUGGCGGCGGCAUGAACGCCGAGGAUUUGUUCUCUCAAUUCUUCGGCGGCGGCGGCGGCGGCCCCUUCGGUGGAAUGUUCGGCGGCGGCAUGCGUGAACAAGGCCCCAAGAAGGCCCGCACAAUCCACCACGUGCACAAGGUUAACCUCGAGGAUAUCUACAAGGGCAAGGUAUCCAAGUUGGCACUCCAGAAGUCCGUCAUCUGCGGUGGCUGUGAUGGCCGCGGUGGUAAGGAGGGCGCUGUCAAGGAGUGCGCGGGCUGCAACGGUAGCGGUAUGAAGACUAUGAUGCGCCAGAUGGGUCCCAUGAUCCAGCGCUUCCAGACCGUCUGCCCCGACUGUAACGGUGAGGGCGAGAUUGUCCGUGAUAAGGACCGCUGCAAGAAGUGUAACGGCAAGAAGACUGUCGUUGAGCGUAAGGUGCUUCACGUUCACGUCGACAAAGGUGUGCGCGACGGCCACAAGAUUGAGUUCCGUGGCGAGGGUGAUCAGAUGCCCGGUGUCAUGCCCGGUGAUGUCGUGUUCGAGAUUGAGCAGAAGCCCCACGCGCGCUUCCAGCGCAAGGGCGACGACCUGUUCUACCAGGCCGAGAUCGACCUUCUUACCGCUCUUGCCGGCGGUUCCAUUCACAUUGAGCACCUCGACGAUCGGUGGUUGACCGUGAACAUCGCCCCUGGCGAGGUUAUCGUUCCUGAUGCCAUCAAGGUCAUCCACGGCCAGGGUAUGCCCUCAUUCCGCCACCACGACCACGGUAACCUGUACAUCAAGUUCGAUGUCAAGUUCCCUACCAAGGACGAGCUCCAGAACCUGGAACUCUUGGAGAAGGACUUCGAGCUGGAGGACCCCGAGAACGAGCACGACCAGGCCCGCGCCCACGGCGCGGCCACGGCCGGCAUGGACGAGGAUGAUGACGACGUGCCCGGUGGUGCCGAGCGGGUGCAGUGUGCUUCGCAGUAA
Messenger RNA from Penicillium mononematosum, 1218 nucleotides. RefSeq names its product type I HSP40 co-chaperone YDJ1. The record is from RefSeq and is a predicted model, not a curated record. The coding region runs from base 1 to 1218 and encodes 405 amino acids. Gene Ontology annotation, cellular component: nucleus; cytosol; cytoplasm. The transcript is spliced from 5 exons. Gene Ontology annotation, biological process: protein refolding; response to heat. Gene Ontology annotation, molecular function: ATP binding; Hsp70 protein binding. Lineage: Eukaryota; Fungi; Ascomycota; Eurotiomycetes; Eurotiales; Aspergillaceae.